AUGUCGGAACAUACAUCAGUAUCGAAUUCAAAUGGACAAUUAGUAAAUGACGGAACUCAAGCAACAGUUCCAUUAAUACCAAUAAUGAUGCCAUCAACACCACCAAUAAUUCCAUCGACACCACCAAUAACUCCAUCGACACCACCAGUAAUUCUAUCGACACCACCAAUAACUCCAUCGACACCACCAGUAACCCCAGCGACACCAUCACCAAAUGAUCAAAUUCCUUCAUUUAUGCAAGCAUAUGAAUAUGCAAAAAAUAACUAUAAUUGGCAUAGAGUAUCAUUAGCUAUAUCAAAUAAUCCCGAAUGGUUAACACGAAUUCCAGAAGGUCGUCGAUGGACAAUAUUACAUCAAGUUGUUUUUUUUGGUAAUGUUUCACAUUUAAAUGAAGUUCUUACUCAUCAAAUUUCAAAUGAAAAUUUUCGUCUUCUAUGUAAGACAUUAGAUGAUAAAACUGUUCGUGAAGUUGCUUCAGAACGUGCACAUAUACAUCCACAAAUGUUACGUUGUAUUGAACGUCUUGUUGCUAGUGAUCAAGUAUUACACAAUGCUCGUGAUGGUAAAUGGGAAUUAGUACGACAAUUUCUUCGUCAACAACCGGAUAUUGUUAAUGAAAAACCGCCAUAUAGAAGAUUCUAUUUAGUACAUUAUCUUGCAUCAAUAGGUCAUCUCGAUAUGUUUAAAGAUUUAAGUACAAUAUGCCACUUUAAACUUAAUGUAGCUGUUGAUAAUAAAACAAUAAAUGACAUAGCACGUGAAAAUAAUCAUAUUGAAUUUGCUGAAUAUAUUGAAAAUCUUCAAGCAAAUACAAUUGAAACAACUGAAAAUGAUAAUCAGAGUGCAGCAACAGGCAAUGAUUCUUAUUCAUCGCAAACAACUACUGCGCCAUCAUUUAGUCAAGGAUUUUAUGAUGAUCCUGGUAUUAUGAUAUUUUCAAUAAAUCCUAAUACAUUAGGAAAUAUGCUUUUAUCACAAGAUGGUUCAUUACCAUAUUCUAGUAAUCAUCAUCAUCAUCCUUAUUCAUCUAAUCAAUCACAUUAUACAACACAUUAUCCAUUGCAAGAUCAAGUUUCAAAUAUGUCAGCCAUUACGAUUGAUUCUAAUCAAAGUUCGAUAGACGAAGAAAUUGAAUAUGAAAAUAAAAAAAAAUCAGAAACAUAUGUAUCACCAACAAUGACUGAAGACGAACAAUUAGAAUAUGAAAAGACAGUUAUGGGAAAUAUUAAAAAAUUUUCUUCGGAAAAUUUACUUAAUGCUAUUACAUGUUGUAUAACAAAAGCUAUUCUUAGAGAUCCAGGUAAUCAUUAUUUUAUAUUCGUAUAA
Rotaria sp. Silwood2 is the source of this 1326-nucleotide messenger RNA. Lineage: Eukaryota; Metazoa; Rotifera; Eurotatoria; Philodinida; Philodinidae. The record is from the annotation of a GenBank genome assembly.